This is a messenger RNA of Dibothriocephalus latus, 227 nucleotides long. The record is from the annotation of a GenBank genome assembly. Lineage: Eukaryota; Metazoa; Platyhelminthes; Cestoda; Diphyllobothriidea; Diphyllobothriidae.
UCAUAUUGGCUGCUCUAUCAGCGACUGCAGACUAUGUUUACCUGCAGUUGCUGGAACCACGAGUCACUGACUCCCUUUACAACUUAUCGACGGCAAAAAUUGGCUCUGAGCUAAAUUAUACGUUCUUUCACACGAAGUUGGUUCCAACAGUACCGCCCAGUGCAUGCUCACCAAUCGAAAAUUCGUUUGAGGUGAGCAACAACAUUGCGUUUGCAAUUCGCGGGUAA